Molecule: messenger RNA, 1199 nt
Organism: Anopheles darlingi
Lineage: Eukaryota; Metazoa; Arthropoda; Insecta; Diptera; Culicidae
Gene: WRNexo
Product: Werner Syndrome-like exonuclease
Exons: 3
Coding region: 104-1057 (317 amino acids)
Biological process (GO): nucleobase-containing compound metabolic process
Molecular function (GO): 3'-5' exonuclease activity; nucleic acid binding
Source: RefSeq, a predicted model, not a curated record
UAGAGGUUAAGCUUCAUCUGGUAGUGGCCUCUAAUUCAAUCGUGGCAAAGGCGGGUCCUCAAGAUCACUGGUUAUCGAGUUAAUUUUAACUUAUUUUGCACGGAUGGCGCAAAGAAAACUACCGCUGUGGAUGCUACAGGUUGGCAAAGAACAAAAUGAUGCAAGCAACAUAGCAGGCGGGAAGGAGAACAAAUCGACUAAAGAUCUUAUGGACGGCAAACUGAAUGAAGAGUCCACACCCGGUAAACAUAACGCACAAAACCACUGUGAAACCAUCCCUAGACGCCCUUCAACUGUUGGGCAGUCGAACAUCCAGUCGAUUUUUGCUGGUAUCGACAAUGACGGACCACCGGCGAAACGAUUGCGUAGUAAUACCAAUAUAUUGCCCGACAAGUUGAUCCCGCUUCAACAGCAGCCAAUUGAAUAUCUGCCGUUUGUGGAUUAUGCAGGUAGCAUCGAACAUUAUACUAUUUUGCCGGAUGUGGCCCACAGCAGUCAGAUGCUUUUAACAUGGAUCGAUAGGAAGGCAACCGAUGCCAAGGUGCCGAUUGCAUUUGAUCUUGAAUGGCCAUUUAGUUUCAAAACCGGUCCUGGACGUACUGCUUUAUUGCAGCUAUGUGUUGAACCCGAUCGCUGCAUCCUAUACCAGCUAUCAUGCCUAAAGCAUUUACCAAUAGCAUUGCUGCAGCUUCUGCGCCACGAGCGAGUAAUACUUCUCGGAGUUAACAUAAAAAAUGAUCUCCGGAAAUUGGCCCGAGACUUUCCCGAGGUGUCGCCUGUUGAUAGCAUCAUCGAGCGAUGCAUUGAUCUUGGCCAGUUUUACAACAAGCUACAUAAUCGUACCGGCAUUUGGAGCAUGGACCGUUUGGUGCAACAGGUGUUAAAACAACGUGUCAAUAAGGACAAACGAGUUCGUAUGAGCAAAUGGGACGUUCUGCCACUGAGCGAGGAUCAAAAGCGAUAUGCAGCUAUUGAUGUUUAUAUAACACUUCUAUUGUAUCAAGAAUUGGCUAAUGAGCAACGUGUACUGGAUGAGCAAGAAAACAUUCCGUUUUAAUUCACUUAAUUACCCGGCUGGACUACUUAUCAGAUUUCAGCUCACAUUUCUAUCAAUAGUAAAAGAACGAAUGGAAGCUGACCAAAUUACUGUCGUUUAAUUCCAGAAGAAAAAUAAAAAAAAUCACAAAAUAAGUAUCAAU